Messenger RNA from Solenopsis invicta (red fire ant), 984 nucleotides. RefSeq lists its product as uncharacterized. Lineage: Eukaryota; Metazoa; Arthropoda; Insecta; Hymenoptera; Formicidae. The coding region runs from base 1 to 984 and encodes 327 amino acids. The record is from RefSeq and is a predicted model, not a curated record. The transcript has 2 exons.
AUGGACGCCGCUUACGACGUCGUUCUCCGCACGGGCCUUCCCCCCGGCUGCCACACGGUGUGCUACGCCGAUGACACGUUAGUGGUGGCCGGGGGAACCUCCUGGGAGCAAGCGGUCGCGAGAGCCAAUUGGGCGAUGGUGAGGACAACCCUUAAAUACCUGGGGUUGACCCUGGACGGCCGGUGGGGUUUCGUCGAACACUUCGACGAUCUAGCCCCACGGGUGGGCAAGAGGGCCAAUGCCUUCAGAGGUCUUAUGCCCAACCUCCGGGGCCCGGGUAUAGGUGCGAGAUGCGCGUACAUGCACGCUGUCAUGUCCGGGGCGCUAUACGGCGCUCCGGUCUGGUGCGGGGCGAUGGGGGCCAGCAGCAAGAUUAGAAAACACUUGCACGAUGUGCAAAGGCUGCUGGCCCUAUGCAUUGCGCGCGCAUAUCGCGCCUCUCCUAACGACGCCUUAAUGGUCCUGGCGGGAGUGCCGCCAGCGGAGUUCCUGGCAACGGCUCGAGCAACCCUCUAUGCUCGGGUCAAGGCCUCCCGCCUACGGGGCAACGACAUUGCCCUGAGAACCAUGGCGUCGUGGAGAGAGAGAGCCCGUCGGCGGACGAUCGAGGAAUGGCGCAACCACCUCGUCGAAAACCCGCCGACAGUGGGCACCCGGGUACUGGAGGCCGUCCUCCCCCACCUGGAGGAGUGGGUAGACCGCCCAUGGGGCGGUCUAUCAUACAGGAUAACGCAGGUGCUCACCGGACAUGGUUGUUUCGGGGAGUACCUGUGUAGAAUCCAAAAAGAGCCGACCGCGCGUUGCCACCACUGUGAGGCGGAGGUGGACUCUGCGCAGCACACGCUGGAGCAUUGUCCAGCGUGGGACGAGCUGCGCAGAGUCCUCAUUGACGAAGUCGGGGAAGACCUCUCCUUGAGGGCUGUCGUUGCCAAGAUGGUCCUCAGAAAGAGUUGCUGGAAGGCGGUCGCCUCCUUCUGCGAAUAG